AAGUACAAAGAUUCACAAAAUGUUUAGGGAUAUGCAUAUCCCUGCGUCGUCCCCAGAAUAAAACCACUUGUAUUGUUCACUGCAUCACCAACAAUGCAAGUAAAAAUAAAGUAAAACAAGUAAAAAAACUCCAUGUGGAGUUUCAAUUUUUUGAUUUUUUUCUGUUUUGUUUUCCUGUCAAUGACGCUUCUUUAAAUGCUAUUUUUUAUCUUGUCCUUCAUUUGCAAUGCGUAUUUGUUUUACGACACACUGCAACCCAUUUUUUAAAAAUGUAACGUGAUGCGAAAUAAACAUUUCACCUGCUUCCUUUCGAUGGCUGCAGGUUCGUCGGAAAUCAGCAGCAACAAUGAUCUCCCUGAGAGGAAACGAAGCCCUAUUGCUGCUCCUGUUGGCCUCCUGCCUGAUCGUAAGCCGUGUCUCCUCACAGAAUCCUCGGCAUGAGAAGUUCCUGAGGCAGCACAGCGACUUCCCCCGGACCAAUGUAGCCGGGCAGGAUUACUGUGGGGCCAUGAUGCUGCGCCGGGGGAUGACGAGGCCUUGCAAAGACACCAACAGCUUUGUCCAUGCACCCAGGAGCAAUGUGAAGGACAUCUGCGGCAGAGGCGGAACCCAUUACCGCCGGGCCCUGAGGCUCAGCAGGGCACAGUUAUCCGUCACCACCUGCAAGCUGCAGGGAACUUCGCGGGGCCAGUGCCGCUACUGGGCCCACACGGGACAAAGGCAUAUUCUCAUAGGUUGCGACGCAUCAGGGUGGCCCGUCCAUUUUGAAGAAAGCAAUUUCAUGUAGGGCAGGCUUGCUUUUUCCACUUGAAAGCUGGUGUUCCACGGAGCUCACUCACAACAGAAUUGUCACUUGAAUCUCACUUACCCAAAGUUAACGUAUGUAUAGUGUGGUAAGAAUUCGCCUAUUAUUUCUUGGGAAAUAAUUGUGUACAGCUGGAAACGUUGGCAGCAUUAAGAUGAAUUUAAUAGUGUAAAUAAGU
Molecule: messenger RNA, 983 nt
Organism: Podarcis muralis (Common wall lizard)
Lineage: Eukaryota; Metazoa; Chordata; Lepidosauria; Squamata; Lacertidae
Source: RefSeq, a predicted model, not a curated record